Haliotis rubra (blacklip abalone) is the source of this 4331-nucleotide messenger RNA. RefSeq names its product protein-glutamine gamma-glutamyltransferase K-like. The transcript is spliced from 17 exons. Gene Ontology annotation, molecular function: protein-glutamine gamma-glutamyltransferase activity. Bases 216 to 2687 code for a protein of 823 amino acids. The record is from RefSeq and is a predicted model, not a curated record. NCBI's taxonomy places the organism in Eukaryota, Metazoa, Mollusca, Gastropoda, Lepetellida, Haliotidae. Gene Ontology annotation, biological process: peptide cross-linking.
CUGUACAUGGUGACAGUGUUGUUGUAUACGUGUGUUUAUCCGCCAAGCUGAUGCUAGUGCCUGUUGACAGUUGAGAGUCGUGCGUAGCGAUCUUACCUGUAGACCGGACCAGAUCUGAACUGCAUCAAGCACACAGCCGCUGUGGGAAUCAACCUGUUUUCAGCAGCAACUGCAGAUAUUCGUCGGGAGUGUCUUCGUAUUCAGCAACCUUCACCAUGUAUUCGAGAUUCCGGGGAAACAACAACAGCAGCGAAAUACUCUCAAGAAGAGCUCGCAGGAGCCGCCGGAUGAACUAUGCUAGUUCGGUCCGGAUGUACAACAGCUCCAUCUUCAAACCCCGAGCGUCAGAGCGUGACAUAAAACUUCUACCCCCUCCAGACCCCACCAAGACGAAAGAGUUGCCUAUACGUGAAGCUCCAGAGGAGAAGGAACCGGAGAAGGUUGAGGUUGAGAAGAAGGAACUGGAGACGAAGCUUCACGUCACCGGAGUCGACCUCCACAUUGCCGAAAAUGCUAAGGAGCACCACACGGACAUGUACGAAUGUGCGCAAGAAGCCGAAGGGAGAACAGCAGAGUUGGUACUCCGUAGAGGUCAGGAGUUCAAGAUGACCAUCACCUUCGACAGGCCGUAUGACAUCAAGAAGAAUGACAUCAGGCUGAUGUUUAAUUUGGGUGACGAAUACAAAGCAAACAAAAGACUGAACCAGAGCUUCAAGGUUGACGAGACCGGGGCAACUAAAUACAAGCCCAAGAAAUGGGGUGCUACGGUCACCGGUCAGGAGGGUAACACCCUCACACUGUCCGUCUUCGUUCCCGCAUCAACACCCAUCGGCGAGUGGGAGUUUGCUGUCAAGACCGUGGUGGACGUGAAGGACGGCAAGGAUCUGUUCUGGCAGUACAACCACACAGCCGACUACAUCAACAUCAUCUUCAACCCAUGGUGCAAAGAGGACUGGGUGUACAUGGAUGACGACAUCUGGAGGACAGAGACGGUCCUCAACGACAACGGCACUCAAUACUAUGGCACCUACAGAAAGGUCGGCGUCCGAUCCUGGGCCUACAACCAGUUCAAGUACGGGAUAUUGGAUGCUGCUCUUCAUCUCGUGAGGAAAGCUUUCGGGUUCAAGGCCACACCCGCCAUGGCGAGCCCAGUCCUUGUCUCCAGGAUGAUAGCGGGGAUUGUGAACGCCCCGGACAACGGCGGGGUCCUGGUGGGCAACUGGAGCGGCGACUACUCUGGCGGCAAGAAGCCUACGUCCUGGCAAGGAAGCGAGACGAUUCUGUUGGAGUACAUGAAGACAGGGAAACCAGUGCGGUACGGCCAGUGCUGGGUGUUUUCCGCUGUCACCACUGCGGUGUGCAGAGCUAUUGGACUGCCUUGCCGCAGCGUCACCAACUACGCCUCCGCCCACAACACCGACCUGGAGCGGCUCAGCAUUGACGUCAUUAAAAAAAACGUGGACGGAGACGUUGAAGAGAAAACGGAUGAUUCCGUGUGGAACUUCCAUGUGUGGAAUGAGGUUUACAUGAGACGCCCGGAUCUGAACACGGACGACAUGAAAUACGACGGAUGGCAUGCCGUUGACGCCACGCCCCAGGAACGUAGCGAGGGUGUUUAUACUUGCGGUCCCUCUCCUGUGGCUGCCAUCAAAGAAGGUCACUUGAGGGUGGGCUACGACACCAGCUUCAUCUACGCCGAGGUGAACGCCGACAAGGUCGAAUGGAAGAACAGCAAAGUGCUUAAAAAGCUUGUGGAGUCAAAGCGCAUCAGAAAUGCAGUCGGGAAGAAGCUGAGCACCCACCAGCCUACAGGAAAGUCCUACGUCGCACCAUCAUUCGGCAGCUUCUUGUUUGGAACCGAAAACUUGGAAAGAGAAGAUGUCACAGAUACGUACAAAUACGAAGAAGGCUCUGACAAGGAGAAGGCGAUUCAUCGUGCUGCAGAAAAGCUAUUCCGACUGAUGAACGGCCUCGAGGAAGAGAGCGAUGACGAGCAUGAAGAAGAAGAGUGCAGCAGCCUGGCCAUUGAAAUAGACGAAAUGGAGGACAUCCUAGUGGGCUCCGCUUUCACCUUUAAGCUGAAGGUCAAGAACACUUGCAAGAAAGAACGUACCGCCCUUGUCAGACUGAAGGUGUUGUACAAAACGUACUUCGACUCUGUCACAGGGAUCGCGGCUCUCAAGAAGUUUGACGAGACCAAACUUAAGCCUGGUGCCAGCCAGGAAUUCACGAUAACAGUAGAUGAACAUCAAGCAAACCAGAGGCCGCAAGAUGACUUCAACUUCGAGCUGAAAGCCGUCGCGAUUUGCAAAGAAGAUGAAGAUGACAUCGCUACAGAGGAGAUGGACUUCCGUAUGAGGAGACCCGAUCUUGAACUCUCGGGCCCGGCGACAUGCGGCUUGUUCGACACCAUCAAAGUCGACGUCUCCUUCACAAAUCCCCUGAAACUGGCGCUGACCAACUGUGUGGUCAAUUUUGCCGGAGGCUUCGAUGGAGUUGGUACUACCAAAGACAUUAUGAAACUUAGCAACAUCGGCUCUGGCAUGUCAUGGAACACUACCCUCAGUCUCCGCCCUCAGGUUCAACCCCGCGGACAGCCCUGUCGAGCACUCAGUAUCGGGUUUGAUUCAAAGGAACUCGGUGACAUCACAGGAAAAUAUUCAAUAGAACUUAAGGAAUCAAAUUAACACGGUACUGGGUACAGUUGUAGAACUGGGAUAUGUUAUAGAGCAGGUGCUCUCUUAGACUGGGUUUGCGCCUGUCGUACUGUAACCUGCAAUCCAGUAACCUUCAAUACCGUAAACUACAGUACAUUAAGUGUGAGCCUCUUUUUCUUCACCAAGUUUAUAUUAUCUAGACUAGUUUAUAACAGUUAGUACCUAUGCAUGAUGAUGUCUCCAAGUAUCAUGAAGUUAUUUAAUUAUACUAGAAGCAUUACAAAUAUACUAGAAACAUUACAAUUAUACUUGAAGUAUUACAAUUAUACUAGAAGUAUUAUUGUUCAUGUAAUUACGACCUUGUGUUCCUGAUGACAUUUCCUGCAAGAGAAGGUUAUCCAGUAAAUGAAAAUAUAGAACAUACUUGGUAGAUCCGAUGCUUUGAAUAUUAACUUGGUGCGCUCUGUUCAUUCUACAGUUGAUCGUGUCUUGAUUCUUUUAUCUCUGUAGUUUGUUCCAUCCAAUCAAUAUCCAAAUGAUUUUGGUGUUAUGUGUUGGUAAAAUGGGUCAUGAAACUGAUACGUCUAGUGGAUGUUACUCUGAAAUAGUAAGACACCAUCUCACGAAUGGGCACCAGUUGAGAUAUAGCAUAAAUGAUGGUUACGAAAUAACAUCAUGUUCACAGAAAAUUAACUGUACCCGCUUGAUGCGUGAUCUCAUUUCCAUGAGGACAAGGAAAGGAAACACCGAUUCAGGUGGAUCCACAAAGGUUCCCCUGCCUAUACAGAUGCACAUAUUAGCGGUACCUUUUGAACGUCGAGGCACAAUUAUUAUUUUACUGCACAUUGGCACCAUGGGGACAAUCAGCGUAUCUGUAUGCGACUGUUAGGUCAUUUGAGAAGAACAUCAAAUUAUGUAAGUCUACUGUGAUCAGACAUAUGGAACUCAUCAGGGAGGGAUAGGUUUGAUGCACGUUUGUAUCAGGAGAUUUGAUAUGUUCCAAGGUCAUUGUUACGGGCAUAUCCUGGGCAACUGUAAGAUAAGUGUCAGUCAUAUCUUAUUAUUAAUCAUUGUACUUGAGUCAUCUCUCAUCUUUUCAAAGGCGGUGAGGUAAUCUAGUGGUUAAAGCGUUCGCCCGUCACACCAAAGACCAAGGUUUGAUUCCCCACAUGGGUUCAAUUGUGAAACGUAUUUUGUGAAGCCCGCUGUGAUAUUGCUCGAAUAUUGCUAAGAGCGGUAAAAGCUUAACUCAGUCACACCCUCGCUCAAAUUUUCACUUUCAUCUCAAUAGGUAUGCUGGCAAUGUCGGCAGGUGAAAUGAUACAUUUUGUCAAAUAUUGAGAAAUUCAGGUUUAGUUUUAUCCAUAUAUGCAAUGUUGUUGACUUUCAACAAUGUUAUAAUCGCUUGGCCCUAACAACCAAGGUGUGCCUUCCAUCGGUAAAGCAUUCCGAGUAUCUCAGAGACACAGUUUUGGGGCAGAAGCGUGAGUUUUUCCAUGUUAUGUCUUCGUGAUGUUAUCUCUGGUGUAUGCAGCAAUAUUGUCUACUAUUACAUUUGUCUCUUUCAUUCCAAUAUGUUUACAUGCAAACCAAGUGUUGGAACUAUAUGUAUAUUUUGUAUGUAUACAAAUAGUGUUAACAUUUUCUGUCAAUAAAAUUGGCUUAACUCAUGAA